Molecule: messenger RNA, 1501 nt
Organism: Priapulus caudatus
Lineage: Eukaryota; Metazoa; Priapulida; Priapulimorpha; Priapulimorphida; Priapulidae
Product: pre-mRNA-splicing factor 18-like
Exons: 10
Coding region: 7-1146 (379 amino acids)
Biological process (GO): generation of catalytic spliceosome for second transesterification step; RNA splicing
Cellular component (GO): U2-type post-spliceosomal complex; U5 snRNP; U4/U6 x U5 tri-snRNP complex
Source: RefSeq, a predicted model, not a curated record
AAUUCAAUGACAUUGUGCACUAUCCAACGUGGGAGAAUGCAGCAGGAAUUGUUGUGUUUUUCCCAGGUGAUGUACAGGUCUAUCGCAAUGGAUUUUUUAAAAUCUGAAAUACAGAAGAAACGAAAGCAGCUCGAGGAGAAAAAUAUCGUCUGUCCAGGUAAGAAGUAUUUUAAGCGUGGUGAUCUUAUUGCACAGCAGACUGAAGCUUACUGGGAAAAGCAUCAUGGAAAGACUGAGCAAGAAGAGCAGACACAGGUGGCUAGGGACACAAAUGAAGAAGCCAUGGUUCCUGUAGUAUCAGCAACUGAUUUUGUUAAAGAUCCGCAAAAGCCAAUGCUGUCACGUAAAGAGGUCAUAAGGCGACUAAGAGAACGAGGGGAACCCAUACUACUCUUUGGAGAGACAGAGUGCGAUACCUUCCAACGACUUCGCAAGCUUGAAAUUCUUGAACCAGAAAAAGUGGGAAUGAGGAAUGAUUUCAAAACAGCGAUGGACAAAAUGGACCAGGAGUAUUUCAAUGAAGUUGCUAAGGCAGAAAUUGGCAGCACGUCAUCUGAGCCAUCAGCAACCCAUGUCAGCAUAAAGGAUGAUGGUACAACUCUUCAGGAAAUACUUGAGUUUGCAAAGGAUCUAGGCACUGGAGACAAUGAUCUGGAUUGUGACACUGUGCUAAAGUUUGGAAAGUUUAUGCUGAAAGUCUGGGGUGAAGCGAUUAACAACCAACCAGAAGAGGUGAAGAGGUCUAUGAAAGUGAAGCUGGAAAGAACACUUUAUCACCAGACCGUCUCCUAUCUGAAGCCUCUAUUCCGGAAGCUAAAAACACGGAGCAUACCUACAGACUUGAUGGAGAGUUUGGUUCUCAUAAUUAAAUUUCUGUUGGCUAGAGAAUAUGUACAGGCAAGUGAUGCAUACCUUCAGAUGGCCAUCGGCAAUGCCCCCUGGCCUAUUGGUGUCACCAUGCCCGGUAUUCACGCUCGUACAGGACGAGAAAAGAUUUCUUCAAAGUAUGUUGGUCAUGUUCUGAACGAUGAAACCCAGCGCAAGUACAUUCAGGGUCUCAAGCGUUUAAUGACACAGUGUCAGAAGUUCUACCCAGCCGAUCCCUCCAAGAGCAUGGAGUACAAUGCAUUUAAUUUUGACACUUAGCUAGUGCGUCAUUAUAUAAUUGUUAGCAAUGACAGUAAUAUUAAUUUGUCAUGUUGUAAAAAUGGGAUUAUAUUUAGUCUGGUGGACAAUUUCUUAUACUAUAGGAUAGAUGACAUUUUAUCGUAAACAAACAACAACAUGUAAACAAAUCUGAAUCUUUGGUCGAUCUAGCUGUCCACGUUAUAGGAGUUUUUACUGUAAAAUUGAGAAAAUUGCAAAAUAACUUACACAUAGCUGUGCUCAAAGCAACGUGCCCUCCAACCGUUAUCUGUUACAGAAAAAGAAAUGUAUUUUGUGUUUUUUUGUAAAAAGUUGUACAUGAAUGCUACGUAUAAUAAAAAUAUGAUGUAAAUAA